GAGAGAAUGAAAACUUCGACCCUUAGCUCAGAGUCCGGCGACUGACUUGACAGCGAGAGCUCCAGCGAACCAUGGCUCUGUGGUACCUUUGCGUGCUACUGCUAAACGUGGCCACUAUCUCCAGGUCUCAGGUCCUGUGGAACACGCAGCUACGGGACACAUCGCGAAUCCCUUCUAACUUCAGCAGACAGGAGCGCAUGGCAACAAUAGAGGCCCUGAAAGGUGCCAUCCAGAUUCCAACAGUGUCUUUUAGCCAUGAGAAGUCCAAUACCACGGCUCUGGCUGAGUUUGGAGAAUACAUUCAGAGAGUCUUUCCUACUGUGUUUCACACCAGCUUUAUCAAGCACGAAGUUGUAGGAAACUACAGCCACCUAUUCACUGUGCAGGGCUCAGACCCCAGCCUGCAGCCCUACCUACUGCUGGCUCACAUUGACGUCGUGCCUGCCCCUGAGGAAGGCUGGGAGGUGCCCCCGUUCUCAGGGCAAGAGCGUGAUGGCUUCAUCUAUGGUCGCGGCACACUGGACAACAAGAAUUCCGUGAUGGCGAUCCUGCAGGCCUUGGAGCUCCUGCUGCUCAGAAACUACACCCCACAGAGAUCUUUCUUCAUUGCUCUGGGUCACGAUGAAGAGAUAUCAGGGACAGAUGGAGCUCAGAAAAUCUCAGCACUGCUACAGUCCAGAGGCGUCCGGCUGGCUUUCGCUGUGGAUGAGGGCAGCUUCGUCGUGGAUAAUUUCCUUCCCAGCCUCAAGAAGCCCAUUGCCAUAAUUGCUGUCUCUGAGAAGGGCGCAAUGGACCUCAUGCUGCGAGUAAACAUGACUCCAGGCCACUCCUCAGCGCCUCCGAAGGAGACAACCAUCAGCAUCCUAUCAGCUGCCAUCAACCAACUGCAGCAGAACCCAAUGCCAAACAUGUUUGGAAGAGGGCAGGUGAAGACGAUGUUGCAGCAGCUGGCAGGCGAGUUUUCCUCCCCUAUCAAUAUAGUCCUGAGAAACCUGUGGCUGUUUCAGCCCUUCGUGAGCAGGUUCUUGGAGAAAAAUCCCAUAACCAACGCAAUGAUCAGAACCACUGUGGCACCCACAGUGUUUCAAGCAGGGAUCAAGGUGAACGUCAUCCCCCCGGUAGCCCAGGCCAUAAUCAACUUCCGGAUUCACCCUGCACAGACAGUGCAUGAGGUCCUAGAACUCACGAAGAACAUUGUGGCUGAUGACCGAGUGCAGUUCCAUGUGCUGAGGGCCUUUGACCCUUCUCCCGUCAGUCCCACUGAUGACCAGGCCUUGGGCUACCAGCUGCUCCGCCACACCAUCCACGCUGUCUUCCCGGAAGUCAGUGUUGUUGCCCCUGGAACUUGUAUUGGCAACACGGACAGCCGACACUACCUCAACCUCACCAGGGGCAUCUAUUUGUUCAAUCCCGUCUUGCUGAAGCCUGCAGACUUCAGAAUUCAUGGAGUUAACGAGAGGAUCUCAGUCCAAGCCUACGAGACCCAGGUGAAAUUCAUCUUUGAGUUCAUCCAGAACGCUGACAUGGAAUUGGUGGGGAUGCCAGACUCUCCUCACCAGCAUGAUCUGUGAGGUCAAGGAGGAAGCUGGGUGAGGGGUGCCCCCGCCCCAGGGAAAAGCCAAUGCUAAUAGAGAUUUUGGCCAAAACCACAUUUUGAUGUAUUACUGGUCUGCCUAGAUUAUUCCUGAGCUCAUCUGGAAGCAAGGCCUGGUGGGAGGGAAGACGGCAGAACUCGGGCUUCUCCCCGCCCUUCCUCCCGCUGCCCUCUGCAUCCUCCAGCUGACUGGCACUCACUGCCUUCUUGCUCCUCCUCUUAGGAAGACGUCAUCUGUCUUACGCUAAUUAUUUAACUGCGCCACCCUUUGAUACUGACAACAGAUGCUGUGUUUAAAAAUCUCAGCCAGGUUUUCGCUGAUAAAAGUGUUAAUUUAGGGGGCUUUAGUGCCCUUUUCAAGGCUUAUAUAUUGCUUCUUGCUAGAACUUUCCCCGUUUCUCUGUCUCUCUCUCCUCUCUCCAGGCCUUCACUGAACUGCAUCCU
Fukomys damarensis (Damara mole-rat) is the source of this 2038-nucleotide messenger RNA. RefSeq names its product peptidase M20 domain containing 1 (gene Pm20d1). Lineage: Eukaryota; Metazoa; Chordata; Mammalia; Rodentia; Bathyergidae. The transcript is spliced from 13 exons. The coding region runs from base 72 to 1571 and encodes 499 amino acids. Gene Ontology annotation, biological process: amino acid metabolic process. Gene Ontology annotation, molecular function: hydrolase activity, acting on carbon-nitrogen (but not peptide) bonds, in linear amides. The record is from RefSeq and is a predicted model, not a curated record.